AUGUGGUCGGUAUCUCACUUCUUCAUGUACCCUAACGGGCCUUUCUUCUACAUGUCGGAUGACGACAUAACCGACAACUCCGACGACGAAGGGCCCAGCUCGAAAUCAAAGUCCAAGGAAAGGGAGGUCGUCUUGCCAGCCGACCCUAGAGAGCAUCCCUUCGGACACCCGGCUGAGAGCUCGGCGAGAGCAAAAGUGGGCAGGCAGCCCCGGCGCGCGGAAGCCGACGACAUGAUCAGCGCGCGUCUCUCCCUCACCUCGAACUCGGAACACUCAAAGGACGACGUCAGGGCGGCUGCGCUGAGAUCGAUAGAUAAAAUGAGUCGAAAUGAGAGGGAGCUCAAUGCACUUAUCAACGGCGGAUGCGACAUCGUUUACGGCUCGGUAAAACACGAGCUCUUCCUCAAGGUAAUCGAGUCCGGUCAUACGGGAUGCAUUGUCCUGGACAUAGGCUCGAUUCGCGCCUUGUUUGAGACUAUGCGCGACAUUGCCCAGGCGAAUCCCGUCGAUAUGGAGGCUCUUCGGGAUGUCUUUGAAGAUUACCGGACGGAGUUGGCUGUGAGGUUAAACGCUCUGCAUGGACUAGCAACAUUACUGGGACCCGCUCAACCGAAUAGUCCCUAG
Molecule: messenger RNA, 624 nt
Organism: Scedosporium apiospermum
Lineage: Eukaryota; Fungi; Ascomycota; Sordariomycetes; Microascales; Microascaceae
Exons: 2
Coding region: 1-624 (207 amino acids)
Source: RefSeq, a predicted model, not a curated record